AUGGCCACGAUCUCGUAUUUGUGGGAUCGAGAGGCUACCUUCUGCAGCCAAGCCGACACCAUUCAUGCGCUUCAGCAGUCCUACCGAGAUGCCGUCGCCCGGGGGGAUCGCUUACAAGACGAGCUUGAUUCGCUGUACAGAUCAGCCGACCCUUUUGUCUCCUUCGUCCAGCGUCGACAUGACUGGAUGCAGGGCCGCUACGUCGAUGCAGUGCAUUCUUUGAGUGAUUGCAAUCGAGCUCUGCGGACAUAUCGAGAUCAAUCGGAGGACUUUCGUCGGCUACGCACUUUGAUACGUGCUAACGACGAGGCUCAGGGGAACUUGGAACGACAGGUGGAUGCUUUGGGGCUCAACUUCAUUCGCUCCAAGCCGAACUCAAUUCUCUCCGACAGCAGCGUGAUCAGCUGA
Messenger RNA from Peronospora matthiolae, 408 nucleotides. Lineage: Eukaryota; Oomycota; Peronosporomycetes; Peronosporales; Peronosporaceae. The record is from the annotation of a GenBank genome assembly.